AUGACCUCCUUUGAGCUAGACUUGACCAAGAGAAACUACAUCGCUAAAAAUAAUCUAAAGCUGAAUGCAGUAAUUUCUACUAUUUUGCUGAUAGCCUAAAUAUUUCCUAUUUUCAUGCCGUGGUUCGGAGACCCUAAUUAUGAAUUUGAUCCUAACGAAAAACCCUCUUCACUUAAUAUAAUUAGCAGGUAUCGAAAAAAGAGCUAGACCUAUCUGAUUUUCUCACUAUUCUCAGUGUUUGUGAACAAUGAGUGGAUGACUAUUAUGGAUUUUAUAGACAGAGACUGCCCUUAUGUAAUUAGAGGAGGCUUUGAAUGCAUGGAGUAUGAGAGUUUCCUAUAUGCAUCUAUCGGUGUAAGUAUUCUUAACAUUAAUAAGUGA
Molecule: messenger RNA, 381 nt
Organism: Stylonychia lemnae
Lineage: Eukaryota; Ciliophora; Spirotrichea; Sporadotrichida; Oxytrichidae
Source: the annotation of a GenBank genome assembly